Messenger RNA from Arachis stenosperma, 4911 nucleotides. RefSeq lists its product as uncharacterized. Lineage: Eukaryota; Viridiplantae; Streptophyta; Magnoliopsida; Fabales; Fabaceae. The record is from RefSeq and is a predicted model, not a curated record. Gene Ontology annotation, biological process: DNA integration. Gene Ontology annotation, molecular function: nucleic acid binding; RNA-DNA hybrid ribonuclease activity. The transcript has 3 exons. The coding region runs from base 1 to 4911 and encodes 1636 amino acids.
AUGGCUGAUGUCCCCCCACCCACCCCAUCCGAGCUUUUAAGGAUGGUGACCGAGCUUCAACAGGCAAAUCAACGGAUGGCGGAGGACAAUCAGAGAAUGCAGAACCAGAUUGCGCAACUGGAGCAAGCUCGCUUAGAACAUCACAACAAUGAUCAUGAGAACAACGAAAGAACUCAUGUUUCUGAGACGCCACAGAGCAGGGAUGAAGAAAACCGACGAAACGAAGAAGCUCACCCUGAUAAUGAGGAGGAGCAACCCGACAACUCGGCAGGACCGUUUACAGCCGAAAUAAUGAACUUUCAACUCCCCAGACAAUUCACCCUUCCGACCACCUUAGUGCCAUAUGACGGAUUGGGUGACCCAAAGCAACACGUCAAAAAAUUCCGGUCUAUCAUGAUUGUUAACGGUGCAUCCGAUCCAAUUCUUUGUCGAUGUUUUCCAUCUUUUUUAGACGGUCCUGCACUUGACUGGUUUUGUUCUUUGCCUGCAGAUUCAAUUUCCCGCUUUCAGGAACUAGCCAGUCAGUUCGAGGAUCAUUUUGCAGCGUCUGCAAUAUACCUCCACGACUCAGACUAUCUGACGACUAUUAAGCAAGGACCACAAGAAAGCUUAAAAGAUUAUAUAACUCGAUUCACAAAAGUGGCCAUGCAGAUCCCUGACCUACAUCCUGAGGUCCAUUUGCACGCAAUUAAGAGCGGCCUGUGCCCAGGAAAAUUUCAGGAGACCAUCGCCGUUGCCAAACCCAAAACCUUGGCCGAAUUUCGAGAAAAAGCCAAGGGACAGAUUGAUAUUGAGGAGCUUCGCCAGGCACGAAAGGCAGACAAGUCGGCCCCAAAAGAUGAUGAAAAGCCAAGAGACAACAAAAAGAGUUUUAAGCCUGUCCCGCGAUAUGAAUCUUACACCCAGUUUAAUACCAAACGGGACGAUAUAAUCAAGGAGAUACUGAACUCUAAAUUGAUCAAACCCCCUCGGAAAGCAGGCACCUAUCCAGAAGCAAAGAACGUGGACAAAACCCGAUACUGCAGUUUUCACCAGAAGCAUGGCCACACAACAGACGAAUGUGUCAUCGCCAAAGAUCUACUAGAGCGCUUGGCACGCCAGGGACAUCUUGACAAGUUUAUUACAGGACAUAUGCAAAAGAGAGCGGCAUCGAGCUCCAAACAACUAACGCCAGGUCCGUCAUCAAAGGACAAAGAGAAAGCUCCUACUCAACCACGAGGGGUGAUCAAUUGCAUUUCUGGCGGUUAUGCUGGUGGUGGCCAUACAAGCUCGGCUAGAAAAAGAACUUACAGGGCCAUGUUAGCAGUCGAAGAUACUCCGCAUAGCCCCACUCCGGUGCAGGACAUCCCCGAGCUGACCUUCGGACACGCCGACCUUAAUGCUGCUUACACCAAUUAUGAUGAUCCAGUGGUCAUUUCUAUCCAACUGGCCGACCUUAUAGUAAAAAAACAAUACUCGGAAGAAUUAGUUGAUUUCUCGGGAGAGCGAGUCCCGGUGAUGGGAUCGGUGUGGUUACAAACCACCCUCGGAGAACAUCCCUUGUCUAAAACACAAGACAUCCAGUAUCUGGUGGUUGAUUGUUUCAGUCCCUAUAAUGCUAUGUUAGGAAGGCCAUUUCUCAAUAAAUUCACUGCAAUAGUUUCAACAUUUCACCUUUGUGUUAAGUUUCCUGUGCAGGAUAACAUCAUCGCAACCAUCCACAGUGAUUUACAUGAAGCUCGCCGCUGCUACAAUAUAAGCCUAAAGCCUACAAGGAAAACUGCCGAAGUUCACAUCAAUUCUAUACAAUCAGAGCAGCCAGCCUUAGCCGAGCUGGACCCAAGAGCCGAUCUUCAAGAACGACCUACACCAAAUGAAGAUCUAAUAAAGGUCGCCUUGACUGAUGAUCAAGCAAAGUUCACCUUCAUCGGAGCGUCAAUGCAUAAAGACGCGAAGGAAAAGCUGACCACAUUCUUACGUCAGAAUGCCGAUCUAUUUGCUUGGACCUCAGGGAAUAUGCCGGGAAUUAGCCCAUCAGUAAUAACACACAGAUUAGCAGUCAACCCAUCAGCCCGACCAAUUUCUCAGAAAAAGCGAAAUCUCGGAAACGAAAAGAGAGAGGCCUCCAUGAUAGAAGUCAAAAAGCUCAUCGAUGCUCAAUUCAUACGGGAACUCAGAUUCACGACAUGGCUAGCUAACAUCGUUAUGGUAAAAAAACACAACGGUAAAUGGCGCAUGUGCGUCGAUUUCACUGAUUUAAAUAAAGCAUGUCCUAAAGAUGCUUAUCCCUUACCCUGCAUAGAUAGCUUAGUAGAUAACUCAUGCGGUUACGGUACACUGAGUUUCAUGGAUGCAUAUUCUGGUUACAACCAGAUUUUUAUGCAUCCAUCAGACCAGGAAAAAACAGCUUUCAUAACUGAAUAUGGCAGGAACCUUGAAGUCUAUGUGGACGACAUGGUCGUCAAAACAAAGGUCGGCCACGAGCAUACCAACGACCUUGAUGAAAUAUUUGCCCAAGUCAGAAAAUACAAUAUGAGGUUAAAUCCUGAGAAAUGUGCCUUUGGCGUCCGUGGAGGAAAGUUCCUCGGGUUUAUUCUAACAAGCCGAGGAAUAGAGGCCAAUCCAGAGAAAUGCAAAGCUAUCCUUGACAUGCACAGUCCCACUACAGUAAAGGAGGUUCAACGGCUAACAGGCCGCCUGGCCGCAUUAUCCAGAUUCUUGCCGUGUUUGGCAGCUAAAUCCUUUAACUUUUUUCAAUGCUUAAAGAAAACAACAAAACAAUUUUCUUGGGAUCAACAAUGUGAACAGGCAUUCUCAAAUUUAAAACAGUUUCUAUCUAAACCCCCUGUUUUGCAAAAGCCAAAGCUCGGCGAACCCUUAUAUCUAUACUUAUUUGUGACUGAUGCGACUAUUAGUUCUGUUCUUAUUACAGAGAGCAACAAGGAACAACAGCCGGUUUACUUCGUGAGCAAGUCACUGCAGAAUGCCGAGCUACGUUACCCAAUGCUCGAGAAGCUCGCCCUCGCACUAAUCUUCUCUGCCAGGCGACUCCGACCAUACUUUCAGAGUCACACGAUCAUUGUUCGGACAUCUCACCCGCUUCGUCAGAUACUUUCUAAACCUGAGUUAGCAGGACGAUUAGUUAAGUGGUCCAUAGAGAUAUCCGAAUUUGAUGUUCAGUAUCAGCCCAGAGGGUCGAUCAAAUCUCAGUAUUUAGCAGACUUUGUAGCCGAGCUUACAUCCUCAGAGCCCGACGAUAAAGAACAAACUUGGACGUUAUUCGUUGAUGGAGCUUCGAAUCCCCAAGGGGCAGGUGCAGGCAUACUACUUGAAAGCUCGGAAGGCAUAGUAGUCGAGCACUCUCUCAAAUUCUCGUUCAAAGCAAGUAACAACCAGGCCGAAUAUGAGGCCCUCAUUGCCGGGCUCAGGUUAGCUAAAGACUUACAUGUCAAAUUUCUAAAAAUUCACUGCGAUUCAUUACUAGUUGUGCAGCAAGUAAACAAUGGUUUUCAAACAAAAGAUCAGAUAUUGUUGAAAUACCUAGAUAUUGUCCAAAAGUUAUUACAUGAUUUUUCAAAGGUUGACAUCAGCCAUAUACCUAGGGAACAGAACAACAAAGCCGAUAUUUUGUCAAAAUUGGCCACAACACAAACACAAACUUCAACCCUAUUCCAAUCAACUCUAAGCAGACCAAGCAUUGAUAUACCUAAUAUCCUAAGCACAAUUAAUCAAAAGGGUUGGCAACAACCUUACAUACAUUAUCUUCAAAACGGUACUAUUCCAGAAGAAAUUCAGGAAAAGAGUAAAUUUAAACGACAAGCCUCCUUUUUUACACUGAUGAAUAACACUCUUUAUAGGCGAGGAUAUUCUCGACCUUUGCUAAAAUGCUUGAACAGGGAAGAAGCUGAUAUUGUCUUGGCAGAAGCCCAUGAGGGCAUCUGCGGAAUACAUUGUGGUGCUCGGACUUUAGCACGAAAGGUACUCCGGGCAGGCUUUUACUGGCCGACAAUAUGGGACGAUAGUAAACAGAAAGUCAAAUCCUGUGACAAAUGUCAGAAACACUCACCGAUGAUUAAUAUGCCAGCAGAGCAUCUUCAUCAGGCCGAGGUAAGCUGGCCGUUCAACAGAUGGGGAAUGGACAUUCUUGGACCAUUCCCCACGGCCCCAAGACAGGUGAAAUAUUUAGUGGUUGCAAUAGACUAUUUUUCAAAAUGGAUCGAGGCACAACCCUUGGCAAAAAUCACAUCAUCCCAAAUGAUAAGUUUUGUUUGGAAAAACAUAAUUUGUAGAUUCGGUGUACCACACCAUAUUGUUACUGACAAUGGUCGGCAAUUCACUGACCAUAAUUUUAAGGAGUUUUUGCAGAACUUAAAAAUAAAGCAGCAUUUUUCGUCGGUGGAGCACCCACAAUCAAACGGCCUAGCAGAGGCCGCUAAUAAAGUCGUCCUUCAGGCACUACGAAAGAAACUUGACGACGCAAAGGGAUUAUGGGCCGAACUUGUACCAGAAGUGCUAUGGGCGUACAACACUACAGUACAUUCAACGACAAAAGAAACGCCGUUCCGCUUAGUCUAUGGAUCCGAAGCAAUGAUCCCUAUGGAGAUAUCGCAAAGUUCCCUCAGAACGCAGUCCGAGCAUCAUAAUGAAGCUCGGCAGGCAGAGCUUGACCUAAUUGAAGAAAUUCGAGAAACAUCAGCUAUUCGACACCGAGCACUACAACAACAGUUAAGCCGACGAUAUUCACGAAUAGUUCAGCCGAGAACAUUCAACGUCGGCGACUUGAUCUUAAGAAAAACUGAGCAAGCCCGCCGACCUCCUUCCCAUGGAAAGCUCGCCGCAAACUGGGAUGGCCCCUACCGAGUAUACGAAGUCCUCGGACGAGGAGCCUAUAAGUUGGAGCAAUUAGACGGCACAAAAAUUCCAAGCACAUGA